This is a messenger RNA of Arachis ipaensis, 1878 nucleotides long. Lineage: Eukaryota; Viridiplantae; Streptophyta; Magnoliopsida; Fabales; Fabaceae. The record is from RefSeq and is a predicted model, not a curated record.
CUUCCUCUUUUCUUCAGUUCAAAAUUCACCAAAUCAGAAAGAAAGCUAAAAACUGAAACCCUGAAACCCUAGCUUCUCCACCACCGACGCAGGGACCGUCGUCCGACGCUCAGGCACCACGGUCGUCGUCUGGUCGUGCGCUCUUCUUCCUCAUUCAACAAUCGCACCUUCUUCCUCGAGUUCGGCGUCAGUCCCUUGCCUUUGUCUGCUCCGUCGCGUUCCUGCCGCCGUCUGUCGCGCUCAGGCACCAACGUCUUCGUCCGGUCGUGGUGCUCGAAGUUCCAACCCACCAAUCGCAGCUUCUUCCUCGAGCUCGUUGUCUUGGAGUCUGCCCUUCGUUUGUUCAGCUGCAGCUUCUUUCAACCCACCAGCGUCUUCGAGUCGUUCUCGUCGCCUGGCCUCCGCCUCCGUCGCGCUUCUGCCCCUCUGCUCAGACUGCUCAGAAGUCAGAACGAAGGCAAUGGAAGAAUUGGACCAGUGGAAGGAACAACUUCUCCAUUGGUGGAGCCUAGCCGAAGAGCAACUUCGGCAGGUUCCCCCAUUUCAGCUCUACGCCACCGCUGCCAUCCUCGUUUUCACCACCCUGCUGCUCCUAUCAUUGCGGUUGUUGAAGCGUGCCAAGUCCAACACCGUCGUAUUGACUGGCCUAAGUGGUGCCGGCAAAACUGUUCUCUUCUAUCAGCUUAGGGAUGGCUCUAUCCAUGGGGGGACUGUUACGUCAAUGGAACCUAAUGAGGAGACUUUUGUUCUUCAUUCUGAAACAACAGAGAAGCGGAAGACAAAACCCGUUCAUGUUGUCGACGUCCCGGGACAUUCUCGUCUUCGCCCCAAAUUGGAUGAAUACUUGCCUCAAGCUGCUGGCAUAGUUUUUGUUGUUGAUGCUUUGGAUUUCUUACCAAACUGCCGUUCUGCUUCAGAGUAUCUAUAUGAUAUUUUGACCAAGGGAAGUAUUGUGAAGAAGAAGAUUCCAUUGCUUAUUCUCUGCAACAAAACAGACAAGGUCACUGCUCAUACGAAGGAGUUUAUCCGCAGGCAGAUGGAGAAGGAAAUGAUAUGCGUGCCAGAUCAGCUCACAGUUCCCGCAGGUGCACUGCUCACAGUUCCCCGGGUGCAGUGUGGAAGGACGCCACCACAUGCUCACCUGGGACAGUGUCCAAACCGCGCCAGUUUGCGAGAACCGCCCGGUUUUCAGUGGGUUUGACAGCUGUUGACCGGGUUGUUGGCCUUUCCGGUCCUAUGAGUGAAUUGAACCGGCUGAACCACCGGUUCAACGGAUUUUCGGUCGGACCGACCGGUCUGGUCUGCUUCUGAUAACUAUGAUCUAGAUACCCUCUAUGCUCAGGGGGAAAGGUUGUUGACAUCUGACCAUCUCCGCUCCCCUGAGCUCACAUGACUUGUAGCCUAGAGCAUAGAGUUGAGCUUCAGUUGACUUAUUAUAAUUUAUAUGUUUAAUAGUUUAAUAUGUGAGGGCAAAUUGUCGAUCAAUUAUCAAAUUCAUAGGAGAAUUCUAAACAAAGAUGCAUAGAUAGGAAUAACAUUGUUCUAUGAAGUAAUGUUGGUUAGGGUUUAGAGAUGAGAAUGUUGUGGUAAAGGAGAGGACAUCUGGAAAGAGGUUAGACAGGAUUAGUGUCUUAAGGAAAGAGUUGGAAUAACAUGGAGUGAAGAAAGAUGUUUGGUAAUAGAAAUUCCAAUAAAGUGCUUUUGUGAGGAGUUCCAGAGGCCUGUGAAAAGUAUAUCAGAUGGAAGAUAUCUCGAAUAACAAGGGUCAAAGCCUUAGAGGAAUACAAAUGAAAUUUUAAGAAAAACCAUUAAGAAAGACCUCAUUCUAAAUUGAUUUAUUGAAGCUAACCUUAUGGUGGUGUUUGAUUUCCAUUUCAA